Diaporthe amygdali is the source of this 3762-nucleotide messenger RNA. RefSeq lists its product as uncharacterized. NCBI's taxonomy places the organism in Eukaryota, Fungi, Ascomycota, Sordariomycetes, Diaporthales, Diaporthaceae. The record is from RefSeq and is a predicted model, not a curated record. Bases 1 to 3762 code for a protein of 1253 amino acids. The transcript has 4 exons.
AUGUUUGGCGUCGACUACGUCUAUCAGCGCUACCUCGAGCCGGUGUUUGCGCAAGCAGGAGACGUGGUUCAGUCUGUGCUUGAUUGCAAUGACACUCUGAAGUGCGCAACCAAAACCAUCGACAAUGUCGCCAAGGUCAUCGCCAAGUACAACAAACAGCAAGAUGCGACCGAGGAGAAAGUCCAACGUCUACAGAAAGACGUCAACAUGGUCACCUCAAGGUGGCACGACGCAAUCUUGACGGAUGCGAGACAAGAGGUCGAGACCAAGGUGCAAGACAAGAUGGUCGACAUCGACGAGUUGCUUGACAAGAAGUGGGAGCAACUGGAGGCCGAUGGAAUGGCCCGAAUGAGAACAAUGCUCGACAAUCGCGUCGAAGAAGCCCAGCGCGUCGACCCGUGGCUGGAAAUCAAGGCCAAGAGGCGGGACGAGAGCCUCAAGAGGCUGGAGGAAAAGAUGCCCAACAAGGCCGAGAAGGCUGAGUUGAAGAAGCUGGAUAGCCAGCACGCGGCUUUCGGCCGGCGCCUGACCAAAGUGGAGGCUGCCCAGCAGACCGAGAGCACGCAGCGCGCGAGCGAAAUUCUCGAUUUGGAGCUCAAGCACGUGGAAUUUUCCGACAAGGUCCAAACGAUCGAGCGCAACCAAGAAGCUUGGAAGGCAGCCGAGGCCGCCCGCAAGGAAACUGAGAACGAGUUUCGCCGCCGCUUCAAUGCCCUGGAGAACCCCCUCCUAGUCAGGCACGUUGCGGUCUCAAACCUGGGCCGCAUCUCGAGCGCCGCCGCCAACGCAGGACAGCACCAGGGAGAAACUGGUGGCUGCCAGCCCAAGGAAGUGGGAGCCCUGACUACGAAGGCCCAGGCCCACGAGAAGAGAAUCCAGAGCCUUGAGACAAGCAUGGGCGGACUCAACAUUGACGAGAUCAAGGGAGCCUUCCACAUCACGGAAGAGAAGUUUCAGCAAUACGACGGAUACUUCAAAGACAUUGUGAAGGAAUUCAAUGAGAUGAAAGUCGCCAACCAGAGCGAUCUCAAGGCUCACAAGGAUUCGGUGGAUGAGGCGAUGAGAAAGCAGCAGGAGGCAGCGGACCAAGCGCUAAGGCAGCAAAAGGACGCCGCCGACAAAGAGCUCAGCGACUACAAGGAGUCUGUCGAGGAAGAGAUGCGACUCUACAAGGCUUCCGUCCAGAAAGAGUUCGAGAGCCACAAAGCCUCAGUAGAUAAAGAGUUCGCCGACUACCGCGCAAAGGCUGAGGCAGAGACCAAGGUCCAGGACGAGCGCUAUAACGGCCUGGAGAGCCAGGUCGCAGCUCUGAGAGAUCUCAUGAACAAUAUGAAUACUGGUCGCCAAGUACCCCCGAGCCCUCCCGAGCCGCAACCACCGACGCCGCCACGGGCAGGUGGAUUCCAGGGCGUCACUCCAAGCCCAACGAGCAAGGGGAGUUCUGUCCAGGAAGACGAUACGCCGAUGGAAUGCGACUCUGAUGAUGAUUGCGAGAUGGAGGAUGUCCCCUUGCCAAGUAUACAGCCAAAGAUACCGCAACCUCCACAGAAGCCCUCUCAACAGCCUUCUCAGCAAGCCCCUCAGCAUCCCUCACGCGAGCCCGUCGCACAGACGACCACGGUACCAAAGGACACUGAGAUGUCUCCAAGUGCUGGACCGAUAAAAUCUCAGCAGGUUCAGACAUCGGGUCCUGAGCACAAGCCACAAGUGACAGGAGGAGGCAAGCCCUGCCUGAGCAAUGGUUCUGCAAAACCACCUGGCGCCGCGCCCACUGUUUCAGCUCCUCGACAAGGCCACCAGAAUUCAGUCGGAACCCCGCCUGUCGCUGGCAGCGGACCAUCACAGCCAUCUACUUCGGGCCCUGCGACACCUUCUCGAGAGCCAACCCUCUUCCAAAAGUCCAUCUUUUCAGGGGGCGCUCAUUCCUACACCAUCCCUCCUGGGCAGCCGUCAGCACCGAUACCCACCGCCAGCCCAAUCAAGGCUCCUGCUGCGCCCAAGUUUGACUUCAAGGGUCCUAUCUCUCCUGUCAAGAAGCCCCAGGGUCAGCCAUCGGUGAAAACCCCCGGCGCCAACCCUACCAAGGCACCCUCUGCACUCAAAUUCGACUUUAAUGCUCCUCUUCCUCCUAUCAAGAAGCCUCUGGUCGACUGCGAUGAGAAGCCAUCUUCGUCCAAGGCUAAUCUGUCACCGGCCAAGCCUGCUCCGGCCAUUCCUGCUGCCGGUGAAGCUGCUGCCAAGGAGUCAACUUCGAGCAACACUGGCCCAGCCUCUGUCGCCGGCAGCUCUGACUUGACGAACGGCAAUGCAGCCUCGAACAAUCGCAACACAGCUUCAGGCAACACGAAGUCCGCCGAGGGCAGGCCUGAUGCCUCUGCUGCGAGCAAGAACGAGGGUCCUGUACACACUGGUGCCUCGAGCACAAGUGAUCCUACGUCCUCGGCAGCCAAUACAACUGGCUCAUCCUCUGCCACCGGCAAUGUAUCAUCCGCACCCGCGACGCCGAAGAAGGGCCCGGCGCCAAAAUCUGGAAAGAAGAAGCCAGUCAACAUCUUCAACCAGCGCAAACCACCGGUGACUCCAUCCAAAUCUCCGGCAACCCAGACCAAGGCUUCCUCGAUUGCUAAGCAGCAACAAGCAGACUUUGCUGCCAAGUUCAGCACACCUCAACCUGCGAAUGCCACCCCUACUGGUGCUUCCCAAAAUCCAUCUUCAACUGGAGGCAAGCAGAGGUUCCACAUUCCAGGACUCGCAGGAGCACCAGAUACGUCCCCGUACCGGGCAUUGGCAACACCGCAUGCUUCCAAGCCUCUUGAGGGGUCACUAGCCAACCACGCUGCCACCUCUGGUGUGAUUGAGUCAGGAUCACGGGUUAAUAUCUUCGAGCAACCUUCAGAUCAGUCUUCAGAGCGCAGCAGCGAUGCGGCGAACGAUGCACUCGACGUGGCCGAGGCUAGCGUUGUAGAGUCGCAGAAGUUCAUGAACAACUCUGACAUUCAGAUGUCCGAGAAUGACAUGACGACAGAGAUUGCGGAGCCAGGAAAGCCUCUGAACCACUCUGCUAAUCAGAUGCCCGUUGCUGCACCAGGAACUACGCCUAUGGACACGCAGCCCGACAGGGCGGGUCCCGAGCUAUUCCUCAAGCCGCCCAAGAAUAUCGCCGACCGCCGAAUCGCGACGGUCCGAUCCCGCACAAAGAACUUGACCGAGGAAGUCAAGAAACUCCGCCUGAAGGACAAUGUUGAGCAAGCCUUCGAUCAAUUGUCCAAGUUGAAGGCUUCUCAGGAUGCAGAUUCCUCUGAAGAUGAAGUGGACUACGGCGACCCGAACGACGUCAAUGACCAGGACAACCGCACCACGGUUAUGGGACCUUCUAAGGCCUCGCCAAAGCAUACCAAGUAUACUAUCAACUUCCUCAAGGGUUGGAGAGCUCACGUCGUGUCGAUUCCAUUCGUGACCGAGUUUGCUGCAAAGAUGGACAUCCGCAAUCCAGAAGACAUCAAGGUCAUCCUGGAAAUUAUCAUGAAAUGGGACCGCUCGAUGAGCACCCAGGAAAUUCUCAAGGGCGCCGGCAUAGCGAUCAACACUCAAAAGCUCACCAUAUUCGAGCUGGAAGAAUGCAUGGCGCUGUAUCGCGAGGAAAUCUUCGUCGGGGCAAUACAGCACCAAUCUUUGGGAUCCGAGGACUGGAAUGAGUUCCACGAGCUCUUUACCAAAUACUACCAGCAAUGGCUCCUGGACCACUCGCCUGACGCCUUUUGA